AUGAGGCCAAAAGCUAUGACAGCUCUGACGAAGAAGACACCUCUAUGAGCAAAUUUACUCCAAAAUCAUCAUCAGUUUUUGCUGGAAAACGCAUACAGACUCAAAGGCUAACUGGUACUAUUCUUGAAGAAGAUGUUAAAGUAACUGAAGGUUGUGACUCUAACUUGGAGAAAACUGAGGCUAAAUUGUCUGAAUCAUCUGAGGAUAGCAUUUCUGUAUUUUCGCCAAAAUUUGACCUUUUGCUAUCAUGCCAUAAUCAAGAGAAACCAGAGUCCAAUUUAACUGAUAUUAAAAGGACCAAGUCUUGUGACAAUUCACACUUGGUUGACAGAAACUUGUUCCUUAAAACAGCCAAGAAAGAAUCGGCUGUUGCUAAAUAUGUUGAUAAUGAUGAUGAUGAAUUUAUUGUUCCAGAUAGCAGUGCUAUCACAGGGGUUGAAAAACCAAAGAGCAUAAACUCUCAUCAAAACAAAACACAUCUGCAAACCCCAAAGACAAUAUUAUCUGACUCGCUUUUACCUUGUGGCCAAGCAAAUAUUUCUACUGCUUCACUGGGUCAGCCUAGUAUUGGUUGUACACUGGAUAAUACAAUUGAAACGAUAAGCCCUCACCAAUGUGAUAUACCCGUAAGUGAAUCUCUGAAACAUUGCUCUACCAAUAAUGAACAGCCAGAAAGAGAUACUAGUCUAACAGAAAUUAAUAAUCGCUUCAACAUUUUAGAUACUUUCUCAGUUCUUAGCCAGAAGAAAAAAGCAAAUUAUUGUCAUUAAGACGAAACGAGUCUGUACAGGAAUUCCUUCAUUCCAAUAGUGACUGUUCCAAGUUUGUUGCUUGUAGUAAUGACUCUUGUAAUGCAGCAGAGUAUGGCAAGAUAACAUCAUCAGAGUUAAAAUACAAACCCGUCUUGAAUGCCGAUGAUAAGAACAAAAAUGGUAAUCCAGUUCAGUAUAACCACUGUUUAUCAAAAGAUGUGCUGGAACAUCUGCCCAAAGAUCAAUUGAUAUCUUGUCAAAGUACGAUUGCAGGCAUACCAGACCAAUACCAAAGCUCACCACAAAGUAGUAAACACAAACUAGUCCAGGAAUGCUUUCAAAGCCAAAUGCCACUUGAACAUUCUACGCUUGACAACCCACUUCCAGUCCAGCGCCAAUUAGAUUUCCUCAAAGAUACUCCAAAAUUAUCUGAAAAGAGUCCUCAACAAUUGACUGAAAAUUCACAGUUGAAGGAAAUGAAUACACGGACCCCAAAAGACGCUAAUCCUGAAGAUUCAAGACCUGUAAAAGAAGGAUGUUUAUCAAGGGAAGAGAACAUGACUGUCUUAAGUGAAUCUAAACCAAGACAGCUAGCAAAACCUGAAAUACCUGUGAAGAAAGACUCGGAUACUUCACCUGAAGAAUUUAUUUGUGGUAGCAUUUUGGCACUUUCAGAAAAGUGGGGCUGCCUGAAUCAGCAGGGCCCAUUUGCAAGGCGCUUCUCACACAUCUCUGAUAGACGUGUGUCUAAUGUACAUACUCCUUUAGAUAAAUGUUUAUCUAGUACUCAGGGUUCCACAGAUCCAAGUUUUCAUUCUGUAAAUGAUCGUCGUUUCUCUACUCAGUUUACUACUCUUGGUUCCUCCCAUCUGGGUUCUUAUAACACACCAGUCUGCCAUAAGUCAUCAUUGUCUGCAGGAAGCUAUGAAAAUGGCUCUUCUUCAAAGUUCCUCAGGAUUAAGAAAAUGCCACAGAGGGUGACCGUCGAUGAGGCCAAAAGCUAUGACAGCUCUGACGAAGAAGACACCUCUAUGAGCAAAUUUACUCCAAAAUCAUCAUCAGUUUUUGCUGGAAAACGCAUACAGACUCAAAGGCUAACUGGUACUAUUCUUGAAGAAGGUUGUGACUCUAACUUGGAGAAAACUGAGGCUAAAUUGUCUGAAUCAUCUGAGGAUAGCAUUUCUGUUAUUUCGCCAAAAUUUGACCUUUUGCUAUCAUGCCAUAAUCAAGAGAAACCAGAUUCCAAUUUAACUGAUAUUAAAAGGACCAAGUCUUGUGACAAUUCACACUUGGUUGACAGAAACUUGUUCCUUAAAACAGCCAAGAAAGAAUCGGCUGUUGCUAAAUAUGUUGAUAAUGAUGAUGAUGAAUUUAUUGUUCCAGAUAGCAGUGCUAUCACAGGGGUUGAAAAACCAAAGAGCAUAAACUCUCAUCAAAACAAAACACAUCUGCAAACCCCAAAGACAAUAUUAUCUGACUCGCUUUUACCUUGUGGCCAAGCAAAUAUUUCUACUGCUUCACUGGGUCAGCCUAGUAUUGGUUGUACACUGGAUAAUACAAUUGAAACGAUAAGCCCUCACCAAUGUGAUAUACCCGUAAGUGAAUCUCUGAAACAUUGCUCUACCAAUAAUGAACAGCCAGAAGGAGAUACUAGUCUAACAGAAAUUAAUAAUCGCUUCAACAUUUUAGAUACUUUCUCAGUUCUUAGCCAGAAGAAAAAAGCAAAUUUAUUGUCAUUAAGACGAAACGAGUCUGUACAGGAAUUCCUUCAUUCCAAUAGUGACUGUUCCAAGUUUGUUGCUUGUAGUAAUGACUCUUGUAAUGCAGCAGAGUAUGGCAAGAUAACAUCAUCAGAGUUAAAAUACAAACCCGUCUUGAAUGCCGAUGAUAAGAACAAAAAUGGUAAUCCAGUUCAGUAUAACCACUGUUUAUCAAAAGAUGUGCUGGAACAUCUGCCCAAAGAUCAAUUGAUAUCUUGUCAAAGUACGAUUGCAGGCAUACCAGACCAAUACCAAAGCUCACCACAAAGUAGUAAACACAAACUAGUCCAGGAAUGCUUUCAAAGCCAAAUGCCACUUGAACAUUCUACGCUUGACAACCCACUUCCAGUCCAGCGCCAAUUAGAUUUCCUCAAAGAUACUCCAAAAUUAUCUGAAAAGAGUCCUCAACAAUUGACUGAAAAUUCACAGUUGAAGGAAAUGAAUACACGGACCCCAAAAGACGCUAAUCCUGAAGAUUCAAGACCUGUAAAAGAAGGAUGUUUAUCAAGGGAAGAGAACAUUCCUGCUAGUAUCGAUGCAGUCAUCACUCCGCAGGUAAAGGAUACUGCUCCCUCUGCAACGAAUCUUGUACAGUUAGAGAAGAAACUACGUUCUUUAAUGGUCAACAAUAAAGUGUACACAGUUGUAAAGAAGGUUGGCAAAGGUGGAAGCAGUACAGUGUAUGAAGUAUUUGACCAGAGUGGAAAUAGAAUGGCAGUUAAGUGCAUUACUUUUGGUGACGCUCACGCAGUUACCAUAGGGAGCUACAAAAAGGAGGUGAUCCUUCUGAAGCAGUUGCAGUACAGUGACCGAAUCAUCAAACUCUAUGAUUAUGAACUCGACUAUCAGAAGAACUGUUUGAAUUUGGUGUUGGAGUUUGGCGACAUUGACCUUGCAAGUUUGUUCCGUAGCCAAUAUAAGACAAACAAAAUACCCCAAAUGAUGGUCAUGUGCUACUGGACCCAGAUGCUGGAAGCUGUUCUGGUACUCCAUAAAGAAGGUAUAGUACAUUUGGAUUUGAAACCUGCAAACUUCCUGAUUGUUGGAGGCCAAUUGAAGCUCAUAGAUUUUGGUAUUGCUGAUGUAAUACAGACUGGUAAAACUGGCAUUAACCAGGAGAUACUGAUGGGGACACCUGAUUACAUGAGUCCAGAAGCAAUUGCUGUCUACCUGGAUAACUCUAGAAGCCAAAAAAUAGGCUUGAAGAGUGACAUUUGGUCUCUCGGUUGUAUUCUCUAUUUUAUGGUCUACGGUAAAACUCCAUUCCAAGAGAUUAGAAACACAACAGAAAAACUGAUAGCAAUAAGAAGUGAUAAGUUCAAGAUCAAAUUUGCUGAUGUCAGAAAUAAAGAGCUAUUGGAUACAAUGAAGUGCUGUCUGUGCAGAGAUCCCAAAGAAAGACCGUCUAUUGAAGAAAUUCUGCAGCAUCCAUAUUUGAGUGAAAUGACAAUAGGAAACCUGAAGCCUGAAGAGAAACCACCUAUACCAGAUUCAGAUUUACCUGUUGGUACUGUGAAAAAUAAAUUCCUGGCAAGUUUGGCUACUUCAAAUGGUCCUGCUAGUAUCGAUGCAGUCAUCACUCCGCAGGUAAAGGAUACUGCUCCCUCUGCAACGAAUCUUGUACAGUUAGAGAAGAAACUACGUUCUUUAAUGGUCAACAAUAAAGUGUACACAGUUGUAAAGAAGGUUGGCAAAGGUGGAAGCAGUACAGUGUAUGAAGUAUUUGACCAGAGUGGAAAUAGAAUGGCAGUUAAGUGCAUUACUUUUGGUGACGCUCACGCAGUUACCAUAGGGAGCUACAAAAAGGAGGUGAUUCUUCUGAAGCAGUUGCAGUACAGUGACCGAAUCAUCAAACUCUAUGAUUAUGAACUUGACUAUCAGAAGAACUGUUUGAAUUUGGUAUUGGAAUGUGGCAACAUUGACCUUGCAAGUUUGUUCCGUAGCCAAUACAAGACAGAAAAAAUACCCCAAAUGAUGGUCAUGUGCUACUGGACCCAGAUGCUGGAAGCUGUUCUGGUACUCCAUAAAGAAGGUAUAGUACAUUUGGAUUUGAAACCUGCAAACUUCCUGAUUGUUGGAGGCCAAUUGAAGCUCAUAGAUUUUGGUAUUGCUGAUGUAAUACAGACUGGUAAAACUGGCAUUAACCAGGAGAUACUGAUGGGGACACCUGAUUACAUGAGUCCAGAAGCAAUUGCUGUCUACCUGGAUAACUCUAGAAACCACAAAAUAGGCUUGAAGAGUGACAUUUGGUCUCUUGGUUGUAUUCUCUAUUUUAUGGUCUACGGUAAAACUCCAUUCCAAGAGAUUAGAAACACAACAGAAAAACUGAUAGCAAUAAGAAGUGAUAAGUUCAAGAUCAAAUUUGCUGAUGUCAGAAAUAAAGAGCUAUUGGAUACAAUGAAGUGCUGUCUGUGCAGAGAUCCCAAAGAAAGACCGUCUAUUGAAGAAAUUCUGCAGCAUCCAUAUUUGAGAGAAGUGACUAUAGCUCCAACAGCAGUGACCCCUCCGAGGAGUGAUGAUUUGAAGCACAAUAAACUUGUUGAUAAUAAAUCAUUGCCAUUGAAUUCUGUAAAGACAUCAUCACAGAUUGUAGAGGACAAAGAAAACAUCGUGGUGGAUAGGAUGAAUUACAAGACCAAAUCCAAGCCAGCUGUUUAUUGUGGUACUUCAAAAGAAAUUCGAACUCCAUUACAGUCUUUGACUGUUGCAGAUGACCAGAAAUAGCAUCACUCAAAAGUUUGCCAUAGAUCUAAUAAUGAUUAUGAUGGUGAUGAUGGUAUGAUGGUGGCGGCGGUGGUGGUAGCACCGCCACCACCAGUGAUGAUGAUAACAGCAGUGAUGAUAACAGUAAUGACAUUUAAUAUCAUCAUCGUUAUCGCUCUGUUUGUAUCGUGUUUGAUAAAGCAAGAGACGAUUAUAGCAAAUGUUCCUUUCUCUGAUUCAACUUUGCACUUGAAUCUGUUUCUAUAUAAAUUAAUACACAUAAACAAACAUGCUUGCAAACAUAUUUACUAAACUUCUAUGAACACGCUAGCAAAUGAGAAGUUUUGUAAAGUGCUUUUGUCAGUCAGAUUAUUUUUAUAUUACUUCAUUAAUGUAAUACAAAAACGGCUGUGCAUCAGCAUGGCCGCAGCUCUGAGCUGAAACUAGAAAAAAAAAAAAAAAGUAAUAAUAUUACUUUUGAUUCUGCAUGUAUGUGCAUUUAAAUAUGCAUUC
This is a messenger RNA of Octopus sinensis (East Asian common octopus), 5728 nucleotides long. RefSeq lists its product as uncharacterized. The coding region runs from base 1100 to 5236 and encodes 1378 amino acids. The record is from RefSeq and is a predicted model, not a curated record. Gene Ontology annotation, cellular component: nucleus; kinetochore; spindle. Gene Ontology annotation, biological process: mitotic spindle assembly checkpoint signaling; peptidyl-serine phosphorylation; protein localization to kinetochore. The transcript has 22 exons. Lineage: Eukaryota; Metazoa; Mollusca; Cephalopoda; Octopoda; Octopodidae. Gene Ontology annotation, molecular function: ATP binding; protein serine/threonine kinase activity; protein serine/threonine/tyrosine kinase activity.